Osmerus eperlanus (European smelt) is the source of this 4077-nucleotide messenger RNA. RefSeq names its product HPS3 biogenesis of lysosomal organelles complex 2 subunit 1 (gene hps3). Gene Ontology annotation, biological process: organelle organization. The transcript has 20 exons. Gene Ontology annotation, cellular component: cytoplasm. The coding region runs from base 409 to 3600 and encodes 1063 amino acids. The record is from RefSeq and is a predicted model, not a curated record. NCBI's taxonomy places the organism in Eukaryota, Metazoa, Chordata, Actinopteri, Osmeriformes, Osmeridae.
UUGGGCUGUCACUUUCACUGCAGCCAAAACAAGGAAGUAAAGUAGUGGUCUAGAUAGGAAAGUUCAUCUAUGUCACCCUUUCAACUUGCCUAGAUGCAACAUGAUUUGUCUAUCACUAUGAUGAAUCAGUAGAAAAAUAACUUUGAACGAAGUUGGCUAAACCGCGCUAGCUAUCUACGCAUGCCACGGUAGUUAAACGAAUCCUGCCUGGUCGUCACAAGACCACGGGGCAUGUGAUAUCGAUCAGACCGGAGAUUUUAAAUUAGCUAGAAGCGAGCUAGCUGGGCUGAGAACAUUUUCUCUACACUGAUGAUGUAGCAAGCCAUUAGUCUAGGUCGCUCGCCGUCUCGGUAGCUCCCUUUCUGAACAUAUAUUUUGGUGAGUAGUUAGCUUGGAAACGACGCAGAGAUGGUUCACGUGUAUAACUGCCACCCUUUCGCGUCCCAGCAAAUCGUCCCCACCGAGCAGGAACCGGGGCCGGUGUGUUGUGGCGGCGGUGCCCUUUUCGUUGUGUCCGCCGGUGGAUGCAAGAUCGAGGCAUAUGAUAUGGGAGCAGACGGUUGUCCGCUGAUCUGCCGUUUCGCCACCAUGGGAACCGUGCAAAGCAUUUUGCACAGCCAGAUCGGAGACUACCUGGUGACAAUCGAAGAGAAGAACAGUGCCACCUACCUCCGUGCUUACACCAACUGGCGCUACCAGGCAGCCGAGAAGACCCGCGUAGGGGUUCGUCUGCUGGGCCACUUCCUGCGAGGCUCCUCCCUGCGCGGAGCUCCGAAGGAGCAGAUGGAGAUCAUCGAGAUCCCCCUGUUUGAGCGUCCGCAGUGCGUAGCCUGCUGCAGGCUCACCGGAGACCUGCUGGUGGGCUGUCCCAAGACCCUGGUCCUCUUCUCCCUGCGCAGGCAGUCCAUCAACGCCAGGCCGGCCAUCUUGGACUUUGAGCGUUGCCUCAUCCUGCACCUCCCCGGUCUCUCCCCCGCUCAGGUGGCGUUGUGCUCAGGCUACGUGGCUGUCCAAACUGAACUGGAGGUGCUGGUGAUGAAGCUGGAGAAGCUGUCUGGCCCUCAACCCUACAAGUCCGGUGACCACGCACAGGAACACUCCCUAGUCCCCAAGGAUAUGGUGACCGGAGACUCCCUGGACGCAGAGGGGAGGUCAGGAGAGGGGGCGGAGCAGGAAGGCUUCUUCAUGUUCCCCAGACACCAGGAGCUACUGGGGGACAGAGCCAGGGAUUGUGGCCUGGUGGUCACUCUGGAGUACACGGGCAUGGAAGCCGAGGCCAAGGGCAGCUUCACCAUCUCCUACCUCCUCUACAGGCGUUUCGCCCCAGAUUUCUUCCAGGGCUGCACAGUGGAGGAGACACGCCUGCACUCGCUCCAGCUCCUGCCGGUGUUCUCCAGCAGAAACCAGGAAAUCUCCGACGAGGGGGAGAAAGGGGCGGAGCCGACUUGUGUGUUCUGUUUCUUCUCGCUGCCCAACACUGGCUACGUGUACAGCGUGAGGGGCGGGGUCGAGCUGGUCUCCACCUAUCAGUAUCCAGAGAAGGCUCAACAGGCGGUGCUGACUGACGUCUUCCUGCACGUCAUCACCAAGAACGCCCUGCAGUGUUUCUCGGUACGCUGUGCGUCAGUGGCGGCUAGAGCGGAGGACCCCUACAUCGACACCACCAUGAAGGCCUGCCCACCAGCCACCAUGGAGGUGUGCGCUCUCCGGAUCCAGCUCUUCAUUGGCCUGAAGGCUCUGUAUCACGACGGCCAUCACAUCGCCCUGGUAACCGCGGCCGACAUAGAGAACCCGGAGAACGCAGAGCGUGCGGCACGGCGGAACACCGAAUCGAAAGACCACAGAACACUGACAGGCAUCCUCCUAGCGGUAGGUAUAGAGCCCUCCACCACGCCUGCUCUGGAGAGCUUCCUGUCCCGCCCCUUCCUAACCAGGAAGUCAUCCUACUCCAAGCCCAAGGAGCCCACUGAGGAGAGUCACGGAUGGAACCUGUACGUCAUCGACACCGUUCCCCCUCUCCAACUGUACCACGAAAUGGUGGAGUAUAGUAAGCGCUACGAGGAGACCAACCCCCAGUCCCAGAGCUGUCUGCACCUGCUGAGCGAGGCUCACCUGCUGCUGAGAGCCAAGCUGCUGGACCCCCUGCUGGGGAACCCUGUCCCUCCGCCCCCCAGCACGGAGCCAGACAGGCCCGCAGAUGGAGCCCCAGACAGCCAGACUCUCAAGGGGGCCUUCAGGGAGAGCUGUGCCCAGCUAGGAGACUGCUUCAGCAGGUAUGUGCAGAGGGACUGCCACCUGGCCCUGCCCUACUAUAAGAUGUCGGGCCUGUCAGUGAACGAGGUAAUGGGGAGGAACCGACCCCAACCUGGCAACCCUGCCGGCUACGGCAAGGGCUUCCUGUUCUACCUCAAACACUCGCUGUACGAGGACACGGCUGAGGAGCUGAACCAGGAGACAGCCGACGAGGUGCUGCAGGUGUUCAACAGGACGGAGGCCUCCCAGCUGCCCCGCGUCUGUGCCAGCCCAGCGCUGGUGAACGCCAGCCCGGCCGCGGCCCUCGCCCACCUGGACCGCCUGGAGGCCACCGCCGGGCCCUCGGUGCCCCUCACCCUCUCCAAGGCUGCUUUCGCCCUCCGCAUGGGCAACCUGCCCCUCUACACGCAUCACAUGGGCCGGCACGCAGAGAUGCUGCAGGUGUACGGCUUCAUCGAGGAGCCCCAGCUGCUGUUGCACGCCCGCGGCCAGCAGGUGGCGCCCACGCCCCUGGCUCGUCACCUGAGGGGGAGCCAGGACGGCCUGCUGGUGGCCGCCCUGGUGGCCCUGCACGAGAACAACAAGCUCAGACUGGACCAAGCCGACCUCCUCUUCCAGGAGCUGUGUCCGGGCCAGACGGACGUCCAGGCCAGCCCUCAGCUCCUCGUGGACUUCUGGGAGGCUCUGCUCAUGGCCUCGUCACAGGAAGCUGUCAUCCAGGAGCUGCUGUUCCGUCUGGCCUCCGUCUACAUCGACCGCCUCGCGCGCCGCCAUCCUCACGCCGGCCAGCCGCUGAAGACCGCAGAGGACCUGAUCAACUCGUGUUCUCACUACGGCGUGUUGUAUCCCUGGGUGAGCAUCCUGACUCCAGCUCAGUUCAACAUCGCCCACGACCACACGGAAGACCUGCAGAAACUACAGUCGCUCCUGUGCGGCCCUUCCCUGGACGCGUCGUCCGUCCUCCCCCUGCUGGAUCAGCUGAGCCAGGACGACCAGGCGGGUCUGAGCGUGCACGUGCUCUGUGCCACCAGGCGGGGGCGCUACGAGAGCUCCCUCCAGCACCUGCUGGACCGCUGCCCCCAGGCCAUCGUCCCCUACGCCAACCACGAGCUGCAGGACGCUCACAUGGCCCUGUGGUGGCAGAAGCUGUUACCUGAGCUGUGUGAGAGGACCAGAGCCUCCGGAGGACAGAACAGCAUCUUACUGGCCGCUCUCAAAGAGACCCUGGUGGUGGUUUCCAUGGAGCUGAGUCCUCUGGAGUUCUUGGAUCUGAUGCCUGACGACGGGACGGCCCAGUUCUUCCUGCCUCACCUGCUGGAGUGCAGCCAGAGGAAGCUGCUCACCUGAGGGGGUGGGGCCUAAGAGGGGGCGUGGCCUAUGGGAGGAAGCACUCAAAUGGACAUGAUGGCAGGAGAAGAUGAAAGAGUAGAGACCUACCAAUGGGUUUGUCUGGAUGUCGUUCCACUGAUGGCUGUGCACCUAUCAGGUGUGCUUGUACUACAGCUACCCCAUAGAGGUGAUGGGUGAUGGGGUACUGGGCUGUCUGGGUCUCAACCAGGACCAUGUGCUCAACUACUGACUGAUCUGGACUGCUCUGGACAAUCACUCUCUUACAGAAUCAGGAAGAUUACUAAAUACUACUGAUUAUAUACACACACACACGAGGAGUCUACUCAACAUAGCUGUAGCUAACUGGAUACUAUAAAUAUUUAUGCUGCAUGAAAAGGCUGUAUUCAUCGUCAAUGAAACAAUGGCCGUUAAAUGUUGUCUUUGUGAAAUAAAUUAUGAGAAGUAUUGGAGAGGUUCUUUUUCGAAAAGUUUAGU